Corythoichthys intestinalis (scribbled pipefish) is the source of this 3073-nucleotide messenger RNA. Its product is annotated as diablo IAP-binding mitochondrial protein-like. Gene Ontology annotation, cellular component: mitochondrion. Gene Ontology annotation, biological process: intrinsic apoptotic signaling pathway in response to oxidative stress; neuron apoptotic process. Lineage: Eukaryota; Metazoa; Chordata; Actinopteri; Syngnathiformes; Syngnathidae. The record is from RefSeq and is a predicted model, not a curated record. The coding region runs from base 37 to 735 and encodes 232 amino acids. The transcript is spliced from 6 exons.
AUUGACAUGGUGGAACCUUGACUGUGGCGGACCAACAUGGCCGCACUCGGGCGGGGGGCAGCCUUCUUACGAUUUCUCCGGAGCAACACACAGGUACUGUGCAGGUGCGGUAAACCAGCAGGAUGCACCUUGGCAAGAUGGAGAAGCAUGGCUACGUCUGUGGCUGUGGGUGGCAGCCUGUGCGCCGUUCCUUUCACUCAGGCUCCGAGUUUGUCUCAUGAGUCGUUGAUAAGACGAGCAGCCUCACUGGUGACUGACAGUUCCAACACGUUCCUGUCUCAGACCACUUUAGCGCUCAUAGAUGCAAUUACUGAGUAUUCAAAGGCUGUUCACACGCUAGUAGCGCUCCAAAAGCGCUACCUAGCAUCACUGGGGAAACUGAGCCAAGCAGAGGAGGAUUCCAUCUGGCAGGUGAUGGUUGGCCAGAGAGCGGAGAUCAGCGACAGGCAAGAGGAGUGUAAGCGAUUUGAGGCAGUGUGGAUCAACGCCAUCCGUUUGUGUGAAACAGCGGCUGAGGCGGCGUAUACUUCAGGGGCAGAGCACGCAUCCAUCACCAUGCAGACCAACAUUCAGCUUGCCCGGUCCCAGGCAGAGGAGGCACGAAAAUUCUCCAGGGACGCAGACAAGAAGCUGGUAGAGGCCAAAGCCCUGGAGGUCCAAGCAUCAGCCCAGCGGGCCGCCGCUCUAGAGAAAAGCGAUGAAGAUGUGCCUGAAGCUUACCUCAGAGAAGACUGAGAUAAGCUAAGAACAAACACAGAAGUGAGAAACUAGUACAUGUUGGCGCAAAACUGGAUUGCCUCGGUGGAAUUCUUGUGAAUUUGACAGUUCUUACUCUGAACACAUUGUGGAGAAUGUUUUUUUUGUUUUUUUUUUUCGUGUCUGACCGAAGUGGAGGUCUUUGCACUGUUUGUGGAUUUCAGAAUGUCCCUGUAAUGUCGAACUUGCUCUGCCAACAUUAAAAAAAGAGCAUGGAAUUUGAAACGGGAAGUUUUUAGACUAAAAUAGUCUGAAAGAUUUACUCUUUAGGACCCCUACAACACAUUGAACAUACAAUCAUGUAAAAAAAAUAAGGACACCCGAUGGAAGCCUGUGUGUUUUCUAACAUACUUGGCCAUAUGGAUAUUGAGUAUCAAUUUUAACACUCUUGAAAGAUUCAAUUAAUAGAAAUAAAAAUCAAUGAAAAAAAUAUUUUUUAUAACUUUUUGUAAAAUGUCAUUUUUAAAUACAUGCAAUUUCUGUUGAGGAAUAAAUUAGGACACCCCCAUAUUCAAUCCCACCUAAAAUGGCUAAAAUUACACACAGGUGUAACACAUCAGGUGCACAUGAUCAGAACAUCAUUACUAGAGCUGGGAAUCUUUGGGCACCUAAUGAUUCGAUUACGAUUACGAUUCAGAGGCUCAGAUUCGAUUAUAAAACGAUUAUUGAUGCACCCCCUCCUUUUUUUUAUUUAUUUUUUUGUACAUUAGUUCCAAAAUUGUUCAAAAAUACUCUCAGGCUAAACCAAACUACUAUUUCAGUAUCAAGUUAACAUAUAGCAGUAAACAAAUAUACAAAAAUAACAUUAACCCUUUAACACCUAAGCCUAUUUUGGCCGAAUUUGCAUGCAUUUGAUGUUGCCUUUAUAUUUCAAAGAAAAAAUUGUUCACGAUGGCCAAGUUGGGUCCCUUUUUUAAGGACACCUUGAACUUCAUGUCCAAACUGUUGUUUUCUUCACUGACCAAUUACAAUCCACAUUUUGGACCCAAAAAGACAAAAAAAUCCCAAAAUAGUUUUUCAAAAUUUGUAAUGUUGAUGUCCCAUUGACAACCAAACAUGCUCGACCAAACGUUUUGAAGCUUGAUAAUAUUUAUUCUACUUGUUAGGAUAAACAUUCAAUAGAAAAAAAUAAGAUUGAAUAGUUUUAUGUUUGACAAUUCAACACAAACAGCAAGUAUGGUCAUGGGCGUUUUUGGCCUUUACACAUACUAUGGUCAAAACGGGUUAUAUACAGUGCAAAAUAGUGAGAAAAAAAAUAAUAUAUAUCAUCUAACACAAAAAGGGUUUGGAGGAUAUCUCUUUGUGAAGUUAGGUAUUAUCCCCAUCACCUGAUCUAAAGUAUAUAGUAAAUGCAACCAAGCUUCUCGAACACUCAUCUUUAAAAAAUUUGAAAAGAUUAUAGUGAAGAAAAAAUAUAUAUAACAUUGAAAAAAAGUAUUUUCAAAAAUAUUGACUAGUAGUUCAGUUCAAUUCUAAUUUUUCUGGUAUACGACCCAAUAAAGUUUUUUUUUUUUUUUUUUUUUGCGAACUGAAUAAAGCUUCUGCAUGAACAGGUCACGGAGCUGCGUCACACACAACGUCACACAGCCUACUCUUUCGCCGUUUGCGCGCUGCUGUAAGCCUGUCACUUCUACUCGCCGAGACGCCGACUCAUCCCAGGAAAACAACGACAAAUACGGCUCAUCUUCGUCCUUGAGUUAAUGAAAUAAUACAUUAGCUUGCGCUAAAUUUAGUUUUAGAUUCAUUCUGCACGUUACAAAGUCGCUCGCUCACACUGGCCGUUGCUUGCUUCAGCAUGCCUCCUUUUCCUUAGUUGGCGCCUCGCUCGGAAAUUUAUUAAAAAUGUCCACAUUCGGUUUGCCCUUCUUGACAUCACAACGGCUCUUGGGAUGUAUGUAGUCUUUUGUGCUGCUUUGGGUUUUGAAAAAGGACAAGAAAUGAUGGAAAUAUGGAGAUAGAUACACGGUCCAUGCAGCCUUUUAAUGCAUAUUUAUGAGUGCAAUAAAACUAUAAAACUCAAAUGACAUUAUCUCCCGUUUUUCUUGGUCGAUUGACUUCAAAUAAAAACUGGUGUGGACAUCAACUUCCGUACUUUCAAAUGAGACCAACCAGAGGCACGUGGGUGACGUAAUUACAGCGUGACGAAGCUUCAAAGACGUUAUGCGUAAACGCGUCGCUGCCGACACGUUCGGUGUUAAAGGGUUAAAUAAAAAAACUCCAGUCCCCAUUCUGUAUCAGCAGCUUUAAACUACAUUCAAUUAAUUUAAUGUUGGGAAUCAACCGUUAAAGUUGUUAAAAUUGCUCCCGUUAUUCCAUA